AUGCCGGUAGCUAAAGACAAAUAUAAUUUAAGACCAUUUAAAGAAGCUCCCUUAUCAACAUCUCCCAUCAAACCAAUAGAAUUAGAAGCGGUUGAUUUAUCACUUUAUAAAGAUGGUGCUGGGAAUUUACCAAUUAGACAAAAAUUAGCAACUCAAAUUGAAAAAUCUCUUUCAACAUAUGGUUUUAUCAUGGUUACAAAUCAUGGAUUUCCUCAUGAUAAAUUGGAAUUUCUUAAAUCAUUAGCUCAAGGGAUUUUAGAAGUUCCUCUUGAAAGUCAAAAACCAUAUUUGGCAGGAGCGUUAAAAUCUGAUUUAGAAGAUCGAUCAAUUUCAUUAGGUGCUGAAAGAGGUGCUGGUUAUAAACCUAAAAAAUAUUGGUCAAUGAGAAAUGGAGUUGAAGAUUCAAUUAUUCAUUAUAAUUUUAAUAAUAUGCAACAUCCACUGUUUUUCCAAGGAUCAGGUAAUGCCAAUAAUAAUAAUCAAUAUCCUCCUAUAGUGCAAGACCAUUUAUCACAAGUUGCGGAAUAUUAUCGAUAUUUACAUAAUGAUGUAUUAAGGAAACUUUGUAAUUUAACUGAUAUUGUUUUAGAACUUCCAGAAGGUUUCAUUUGGGACAAUUAUUAUAAAGUUACACCUAAUGAUUAUGAAAAUUCUGGUGGUGGUGCUGGUCGAUUCAUGUUAUAUGAAGGUAUGGAUCCUCAAGAUCGUGAAAAAGUCGGUGAUACAUGGUUAAGGGGUCAUUCCGAUAGUGGAGGAUUCACAUUUAUUACGUCUCAACCAAUUCUUUCAUUACAAAUUCGAGAUUAUUUCACUGGUGAAUGGAAUUAUGUUGGCCAUACUCCAGAUGGAUUGAUUGUUAAUAUUGGUGAUGCCAUGGAAUUUAUCACGGGUGGAUAUUUCAAAUCUUCUAUUCAUAGAGUUGUUGGUCCACCAGAUGAUCAAAAAGAAUUCCGUCGAUUAGUAUUGAUCUAUUUUUGUAAACCUAAAUCAACUUGUAUUUUGGAUCCAGAACCUUUACAAUCACCUAAGUUGAAUCGUUUAGGUAUUGGUAAACCUAAAGAAUGGGAAAAAAUUGAUUUUGCUGCUUGGAAUAAUGAAAAAUCACGUUUAUUUGGUAAGAAAAAUGUUAAUGAUACUCAAUCUGAAGAACCAAAAUUAGUUUUACUUUAUGGAAGAUUACAUGAAAGAUGGCAUCAAGCAGAAACUGAUUUUAGUUUAGAAGAAGCCGAGAAAAAAUUUCAAGUCAUUAAAUUAACCUAA
Candida albicans SC5314 is the source of this 1260-nucleotide messenger RNA. RefSeq lists its product as uncharacterized. The coding region runs from base 1 to 1260 and encodes 419 amino acids. The transcript has a single exon. The record is from RefSeq and is a predicted model, not a curated record. NCBI's taxonomy places the organism in Eukaryota, Fungi, Ascomycota, Pichiomycetes, Serinales, Debaryomycetaceae. Gene Ontology annotation, molecular function: dioxygenase activity.